This is a messenger RNA of Bombyx mori (domestic silkworm), 2219 nucleotides long. Its product is annotated as light-induced protein-like brain protein 44. The record is from RefSeq and is marked provisional. NCBI's taxonomy places the organism in Eukaryota, Metazoa, Arthropoda, Insecta, Lepidoptera, Bombycidae. Gene Ontology annotation, molecular function: pyruvate transmembrane transporter activity. Gene Ontology annotation, biological process: pyruvate import into mitochondria. Gene Ontology annotation, cellular component: mitochondrial inner membrane.
UCAUGUGCUCCAAAAGUUAUCAAAUUUAUCAACAAUUCAAGGUCUUAGCACGGCCAAUCUGAAAAGGUCAUGUAAUUGAACAUUAUUUAGCAAAUCCCACCGAUCCUUCCUUAUCCAAUUCCCCAGGUAGUGCAAAAUUACACACUAAAAUGUCCCGUAUAUACAGAGUUUUGGUCACAUCAGCAGACAAAUUUGUCCCAUCGAAACUCCGCCCGCUAUGGGAACACGAAGCUGGACCUAAAACGAUAUUCUUUUGGGCUCCUGCUUUCAAAUGGGGCUUGGUGAUAGCAGGUUUGGGUGACUUGAAUCGGCCUGUUGAGACCCUCUCUAUACCUCAGUCCGCAUCAUUGGCUGCAACUGGCAUUAUCUGGUCUCGGUACUCUCUUGUCAUUAUACCGAAAAACUAUAGUUUGUUUGCCGUUAAUGUUUUUGUAGCUCUAACUAGUUUAUACCAAAUUGGCAGGGCUUUCAAAUAUCAACAAGCCCUUAAAAACAAAGAAGAGAAGAAAUAACAUUUUGAUAUAAUCUUAUUAGACAAUUUACAUAUUUAUUUUAGAAAAAUACAUUUAUCAGAAUCAACACAGCACAGCACAGUGAAUCAGAACAGCACUAAAAUAAUAAGACAGUUAAAUAUUGCAUUUAGAAUCACAGAGGUGCAAUAGCAUUAACCUAUUGAAAAACACAAAUAUUUAAUAGUUAAAAUUAUCAUUUAUGUAUAUUGUAUAUAAACAGGAAUAAUAAAUUGUUACGCACUGGGGUUGGGGAUAAAUAAAAUUCUACCGAAUUACAAGUUAAACACCUAAAACACUUCAUAAGCACUUUAAAAUUCUCAAUCCACUUCCGGUUCGCUUCGGGUGAUCCGUUCGCUGUUUCGCUUCGAGUAGUUCAUAUUACUAACUGACUGCGUGCCACCUCUGCAACGCUUUUAUAGUCGAGACGAAAUCCCUAGAAUCGUCGAGAAAAUUCCACACAAGUCGAGUAAAUUCGAUGUGUGUUUCCGCUAUCAAUAGAUGGCGUUGUACUUCUCGAGCGUUCUACUAGAUUCUUCGAUAUUCGUUCGGCUAUUCGGCGAUAGAUGGCGUUACUGUUACCGCCGUAACAAUAUAAUUACUCUGUUAACUUAAAGUUGCAAUAAGUAUGUUUAAUUCAAAAAUUCGUUUAAAAGGGAACGCUAAUUUUCUAUUUGAAAUGGAUAAAAUGUUGAUUUGUUGUCAACAACAGUAAUUUAAACAUCGCAUUUCAAAUUUAAAUUGAGUCUUGGUGGUUUAUAAGAAAUACUGGAUUUAGUUGCACAAAAAUUAUAAAAAAAUAUGCUAGAAAAAAUUUAAUGUAAGCGUUGUGCUGAAUUUAUUAGAAUAAGAGAAUAUUUAUAUUAGCUUUUUAAAUUAGAAUUUUGGUGACGUUAUCUACAAUAAAAUAAUAGUUGAGUCAAAAUUGUGUAAGUACGUAGUAUAAGUAUACGUAAUUAUUUCAUUACCACGGUAUUUGUGGCUAAAAAUUUCUAAAAUAUUUGCUAUUAGCUAUUAUUGUUUAAAUAUUAGCUAAAUUAAAAACUGUUUGUGGUUGGCCAAAAGAAUUUAAAUUGUGUAUUAAACAGAUUGCCAUUAGGCUAACACUAUAUACAAUACUUCAGGUAUAGAUUUCAUUGACUAUAGAUUUCAGUCAAAUAAACCAUCUUCUGUAAGUAUAAUGCAAUAAAAAGGUUAAUAUUAGAUUACACAUACAGUAUAAUUCUUAUAACUGUUAAAUCCCAAAUGAUAAACAAAACUGCAUUUUAUUGCCCCUUCCACUUUUUCAUAAACUUUAUGGGUACCUUAUGAAGCUGUGAUAACUUGCAGCACACUGAUUCGAAAGUGUCCCUAGAAAUAUAAUAUCAUUCUGAUAGUCAACAAUAUCUCGUAAACUUACCAAGAAAUUAUCAUUAAGGCAAUAACUUAUAUGAUUCAAAUUAGGUUAAAUAACCAUGAGGUUAUUCUAAAAUCGCACCCGAAAAUUUUACAAACGUACGUAAAUUGAAGGUUGUAUUUAAUAUAAAAAAAUAUAUAUAUAUAUAUAUUGAAAUUGCCACAGUGACUUUCAUAAAUAAUCGCUACUAUUUUAUACAUUCAAAAUGUAAAAACGGUUAUAUAUAAAUUAAAUUAAAUGUUAUUUUAUAUAAAAAUGUGUCUAUUUUUGUAAAGCCUUCUAUUUGAGAAAUAUAUUUAUUUAUUUUAAAUAAA